CCUCCGCAGCGCCGUGUCCAGCCUGGCGCGUGUGGACGAUUUCGACUGCGCAGAGAAGAUCGGGGCCGGUUUCUUCUCUGAGGUCUACAAGGUUCGGCACCGACAGUCGGGGCAAGUCAUGGUGCUGAAGAUGAACAAGCUCCCCAGUAACCGGAGCAACACGCUAAGGGAGGUGCAGCUGAUGAACCGGCUCCGGCACCCUAACAUCCUCAGGUUCAUGGGGGUCUGUGUGCACCAGGGGCAGCUGCACGCUCUUACCGAGUAUAUGAAUGGGGGCACCCUGGAACAGCUGCUCAGCUCCCCAGAACCCCUGUCCUGGCCAGUCAGGCUCCACCUAGCACUGGACAUUGCCCAAGGCCUACGGUACCUACAUGCCAAAGGUGUGUUUCACCGAGACCUCACAUCCAAGAACUGUCUGGUCCGAAGGGAAGACCGAGGCUUCACAGCUGUCGUGGGUGACUUCGGACUGGCUGAAAAGAUUCCUGUGUAUAGGGAAGGAGCAAGGAAGGAGCCGUUGGCUGUGGUGGGCUCCCCAUACUGGAUGGCUCCAGAGGUGUUGCGGGGAGAGCUGUAUGAUGAAAAGGCUGAUGUCUUCGCCUUUGGGAUUGUCCUCUGUGAACUCAUUGCCCGAGUACCUGCGGACCCUGACUACCUGCCCCGCACUGAGGACUUUGGCCUGGAUGUGCCUGCUUUUCGAACACUGGUGGGAAAUGACUGUCCGCUGCCUUUCCUGCUUCUGGCCAUCCACUGCUGCAGUAUGGAACCCAGCACCCGUGCCCCUUUUACUGAAAUCACCCAGCACCUGGAGCAGAUCCUGGAGCAGCUGCCUGAGCCUGCUCUCCUCUCCAAGACGCCCCUCACUAAGGCUCCCUUGACGUACAAUCAGGGGUCUGUUUCAAGAGGAGGUCCCUCUGCCACACUUCCCAGGCCAGACCCCCGGCUCUCCCGCAGCCGGUCAGACCUCUUCCUGCCACCUUCACCAGAAUCACCCCCCAGCUGGGGGGACAAUCUAACACGAGUCAACCCCUUCUCACUGCGGGAAGACCUCAGGGGUGGCAAGAUCAAACUCCUGGACACACCCUGCAAGCCGGCCACUCCACUGUCUCUGGUACCGCCAUCACCACUGACCUCUACCCAGCUGCCCUUGGUGACCACUCCAGAGACCUUGGUCCAGCCUGAGACUCCUGCCCGCCGCUGUCGUUCACUACCUUCAUCCCCUGAGCUCCCCCGGCGGAUGGAGACUGCACUGCCAGGUCCUGGCCCUUGCCCCGUGGGCCCCUCAGCUGAAGAGAAGAUGGAGUGUGAGGGCAGCAGCCCUGAGCCAGACCCUCCAGGGCCAGUUCCCCAGCUGCCUCUGGCUGUGGCCACUGACAACUUCAUCAGUACUUGUUCCUCAGCCUCUCAACCCUGGUCUCCCAGAUCAGGACCUCCCCUCAAUAAUAACCCCCCUGCCGUGGUGGUCAGUUCCCCGCAAGGAUGGACUGGGGAGCCCUGGAACCGAGCACAGCAUAGCCUUCCCCGGGCAGCAGCCCUGGAGCGGACAGAACCCUCGCCACCCCCAUCAGCUCCUCGGGAGCCCGAGGAGGGCCUGCCCUGCCCUGGCUGCUGCCUUGGCCCCUUCAGCUUUGGCUUCCUAUCCAUGUGCCCCCGCCCCACCCCAGCUGUUGCCCGCUACCGCAACCUGAACUGUGAGGCGGGCAGUCUUCUCUGCCACCGAGGGCACCAUGCCAAGCCACCCACACCCAGCCUGCAGCUGCCUGGGGCACGCUCUUAGCAGUGAGGCCUGCGAUCUCAGGCUUCCAGCCUUGGCCUUCAGGAUAGCCUGUAGGGACAGAGCGCACUUGCUGGACAAUGCCAGCCCCAGAUGGGCUGACUGGCUCUUCUCCCCGUCUAGGGGAGCCUCAGCAUGGUCUCAAUGGACAGAGCACUUCCUAUCUGACCCCUGGGUUCGCCGUCCCAUGGGGAUCACAGAACUAGACACAGCAUUGCUGACACACAAGACUAACACGUGCAAAUUAUUUAAAAAUAUUUCAAUAAAACUGCCUGGCUGGCUCCGGGCCAUCCAUCCACUCA
Messenger RNA from Myodes glareolus (Bank vole), 2073 nucleotides. It is a transcript of the gene Tesk1, whose product is annotated as testis associated actin remodelling kinase 1. Gene Ontology annotation, molecular function: ATP binding; protein serine/threonine kinase activity. Gene Ontology annotation, biological process: actin cytoskeleton organization; protein phosphorylation; positive regulation of stress fiber assembly. NCBI's taxonomy places the organism in Eukaryota, Metazoa, Chordata, Mammalia, Rodentia, Cricetidae. The record is from RefSeq and is a predicted model, not a curated record. Gene Ontology annotation, cellular component: nucleus; cytoplasm.